This is a messenger RNA of Adineta steineri, 543 nucleotides long. NCBI's taxonomy places the organism in Eukaryota, Metazoa, Rotifera, Eurotatoria, Adinetida, Adinetidae. The record is from the annotation of a GenBank genome assembly.
AUGGUAUACUGGAAUUUCCUAAAUCAGGCAUUUUAUCGUCUUAUUCGAAUUGCUUAUUCUCAAAAUAGACGAUUUCAAUCUCUAAAAUUAUAUAUAGUUUUACCAUUUAUAGAAAUGAUAAUAAUAUCUAUUCUUCUAUGUGUUCUUCUACCUUUGAAUGGUAUAACAUAUUCACAAAAUGAUCACUUUUGUAACAUAGCAUACAUGAAUAUUCCUAGUGUUCUUUGGGCACUGCCUAUUGUUUAUGUAUGUCCAUUUUGUUGUUUAUUAUUUAUUUAUAUACAUAUAACAAGAUUUAUUCAUCACCAAGGAAAUAUUCCAACGUUAAUAAUCAAACGACGACAAUCUCGUGAUUUACUUAUUAUUCAACGUAUUUUAAUAAUUGUUGGUUUAUUACUUAUUCUUUCGAUACCUUUAUUGAUUCUUAUAAUUAUGUCUCUGAUACGAGGCGAAGAACAUGCAUUACUUACUCGAAUUUCAUAUUUUCCAGUUAGUAUAUCUCAAAUGGGAUUGAGUGUAGCAUUACUUUUUUAUAUUCCAUGA